GAUAUGCACAUAAGGUCAUUGAAAAUAAGCCCUUUCGAGAUAGUCAAGCAGUAAUACAUCUGGUAUAAUAAACAUGGCGAAUAAUCUAGGAGGAAUUUUUCUGUUGUGAGAUUUUAAUAAUGCUCGAAUGUAAGAAUUUUAAAUACAAAGAAGUCAAUUGAAAAAUUUUUUUUAACAGUCUAACAAUAUAAUUAUUAUCAAAAUGGAUAUACGUGGUAUCGAAAUCACGAAUCAGUUAAGGAGCGCCAUUCGAGCUAAGUUACUUGAAUUGGGUGUACGUUACGACGAAGAACUGCCAGAUUAUAUUUUAGUGAUGGUUGUAAACAAGAAAUCUCGACAGCAGAUGAACGAAGAUUUGCAUUUAUUUUUGGAAGACAGUACGGAACCGUUUGUCAAUUGGUUGCAUGAUCAGGUAUUAAAAAAAUUACAAAAAGUUACCGUGAAAAAAAAGAGUAAUAAAGAAGUUGGAUCGUCGGUCGUUGUUAAAGAGGAAAAAGAUAAGAAAAAAAUUAAAGUAGAAGAUCAAUCUAAGUCCGUAUUAGAUAAGGAAGUUAUAACAAAAGUUGAUAGAGACAGAGAAUUUGAAGAGCUUGUAGGCGAUUUAACAUUAUUGAAUGAAAAUGAUAAUAAAAUUGGAUUGAAAGAUAUAGUUCAUGAAGAUAAAUCACAGAAGAAGAAAAACCCACUUCAUUCAACUACUAAUUAUGGAAAUAUUGCAAAUAAUGUAGAAAAAAAAGACACUGUUACAUCUACGGUUUCAGCAUCUACUAAGCCUUUAAAUAAUGAUAAAAAAGUAGCGUCCUUUAAGUACCCUCGUGUCGAUGUGUCUGAAAAAAGUAACGAGUCCUCGAUUCAAAAUUUGAAGCAUAGCUUAAAUCCUGAUGAUAUUUCAAACGAAAAGAAUACUCAAGCUACUAAGCGUUUAAAACUAUCUGACGAUCUCAAUAAUAAAGAUGAAAAUAAAUUAAAAUCAUCUAUUAAUAAACCAAAAAUAACUUCGGUUAUUUCUAUUAAAACUAGGCUUGGUGUUAUUCCUCCUGCAAAAAAAUCCGAUUUAGAUACUAAACCAAGCAGUGAUAUUAGAAGCGCAUUAAACAAAAAUCAUUUACACGUUGGAAGAAAUGAAACGAGUAGUCAGAGAAGCAGCGUGAGUCAGAAUAAAAUUGUAGAACGAAGAAAACAACGAAACGAAGAUGCUAGAACUGAACAAAGUAAAACUAACAAGAAUCAAUUUAGUAGUAAUUUAAAAACUGGUAAAUCCAAUAAAAUUGGAGAUUUAAAAAAUAAAGAAAGACUAAGUAAUAAGUGGGGAACGGUAAAGUCUCGUCUUGGUAUUCAUAAACAAGAUGAACCUCUCUUAAAAUCCUGCAAUUCCAUUAAAGUAAGCAAACCUAGAAUUAGUAAUGUAAAAAGUAGAUUAGGAGUAAGAAAAAGGCAGCAGAAUAGUGCACUGUCGGAUGCAGUAUUUAGACCUUCUCAAAAACCUCAAAAUGAUAAGAAUUUUCCUGAGGAAGAUGAUGAUUCUGUUAUUAAUACGUCUCUUAAAUCUCAUGUAAUUGAUGUUAAAAAACACCAAAUGCAAAAACAAAAACAAAAGAAUAUUGAAUUAAAGAAGCAAAGCGAUUCAAAUGUAGACGCAAAGAAAGAAGAAUUGGAGAAAAUUGAUGAUGAGGAUGCAUGCAAAGUUUCAAGUAAAAUUAUCGUCACUCCAAGACCAUUGAAACCACUUCAGCCGUCUUUAAAACGGGCUACGCAGUCUCUGUUGUUAAGAGCAGUGGCCGAAGCAAAUCAAUCGGUAGUAAUGCAAAAGAAAUUAGAUCCUUGCUUAAAAGAACAAAAAUUUGUAAAUAAAAUUAAAGUGAUGCGCGAUCCUUGGCAAGGCAAAAUACUUUCAGUAAAUUUAAAUUCAAAGAAACGACUUGUUAUGGAAAAAAUUCAAAUCGAACUUACUAAUCCUGAUAUAAUUAGUUCAUCCAAACCUCCAUUUAUAGAUUCAUCGCAAGUUGUAACGGAAGAGCAUUUAGAUAUGGUAAAAUCAUUGUUCAAAAGAAGCGAUGAUAAACAAAAGUUUUUAGUUACGUUAAAUGGAUAUAACAAUAAUAUCCUCAAAGAAAGAAAUUCUGAUGAUGAAGAACGUAUAGAAAUGGAGGUAAAUGAAGAUGACGAAUUGGCUCUGGGUAACAGUCAAUAUAGAUCUCACAUUGAAAACGAUCGAAUAAUUGACGAGCACGAUGACGAUAUAAAUAAAGCUCAUUACAUUAAUGAAGAUCAUGACACGAAUGAAGAUCACGAAUUAAACGAUGAUACAGAAAUUGAAUAUAUUGAACCGAAAAUUGAAAGUAAUGGAAAUGAUAAUGCAGAAAAUCUUAGACUCGAAGAAAAUCCUUGCAAAAGAAAAAGAAAAUUAAGUCCUAUAGUUUAUACUAGAUCUCGUUCGAGUACACCGGAAGACAAACCGACACUAGCUUCUACAGUCAAUUCGGUACUUCGUAUCGAUAAACGACCUCUCAUAAGUUCGGUUAUUACAACCGUUGCUGAUAAAUCAAAUGAAAAAUGUCGAUAUUGGCCAAAUUGUACAUUAGGCAUAAAAUGUGCCUAUUAUCAUCCUGAAGUUAUGUGCAGCUCUUUUCCUGCCUGUAAAUUUGGUGAGAAAUGUGCCUAUAAACAUCCAAAAUGUAAAUUUGGUUCAUCGUGCACAAAAUUGGGCUGCAUGUUUUCACAUCCUCCAUUACAAUGCAAGUAUCAUCCAUAUUGUAUGAAACCAGGAUGUCCAUUUUCUCAUCCUAAAACUUCAAGUACUACUGCAUUAACUUCAUUAACUCCAGAUAUUCCCAAUGUACGAGCAAAGUUUACAUGGAAAAAAAAAGAAUGAAUUUUCAUUUUAUAAAUAUUACUUGUUUUCUUAAA
Molecule: messenger RNA, 2907 nt
Organism: Ceratosolen solmsi marchali
Lineage: Eukaryota; Metazoa; Arthropoda; Insecta; Hymenoptera; Agaonidae
Gene: Nab2
Product: Nuclear polyadenosine RNA-binding 2
Exons: 7
Coding region: 203-2872 (889 amino acids)
Biological process (GO): regulation of mRNA stability
Cellular component (GO): nucleus; cytoplasm
Molecular function (GO): metal ion binding; poly(A) binding
Source: RefSeq, a predicted model, not a curated record